AUGUUGUACCCGGGAGGAAAAUCUCAUACCCUUGCCAAACCACUGACCCGAGACGGUUUGCAGCAGGUCGAGGACGAUGAAGCGCGAAGGAAAACGUUGCGCGAAUAUCAUUACAUACUGACGAGUGAAAUGAAGGCACGGGAUCAGAGUUCGUUCUUUGGCUCGAAUGAGGCCCCUUUUGCUGAUGGUUUCAUUGACUUUGCCGCCCGGUUGUGUUAUACGGUGUACUGGAACGAGGAUAAUUGGAAGGAAUCUAGCGGCGAAGAAACGGCCGCAAAGCGAAACAAACAGUUUAACAAACUGCAAAGCAUCAUGGAGAUGGUCGACAGAUAUGAGGCAGCACUUACUAGCGACGACUAUGCGCAACUGUUGCAACUGUUGUGCAAUGUGCAACCGAGCCUACAAUCGCCGCACGAGCAUGAUGCUUUCUACCAGUGCUGUUCCGUGCUGCUCGCGUUCGAACAAAAGUCAACCCAUCGAUCGUUGAACACAGCGGCGGCCAGCGGUGAAUCGAUUGGCGAGCUUUGGGCCAAAAUGAUAGCCGCUGCGUUCCGUGCCUGCACCAACACCGCCGCAAGAACGUGCGCUAAAUCCAAUCUCCUGCUGCAGCUAUUGAUUCGCCAUCGAAAGUAUCCGAACGUCGGCUUUCUAAACAGCACCGUGCUGGAAGCCUUUUACACCUAUGCCGUGGAGAAGACGAACCUUAACGUCGGCACGGUGCUGUCCAUCCUGGAGACGGUGGGCAACGCCGAGUGUCUCGGCAGUGUCGACGGUGUGCUGACCAAGCUGCUCAACUAUCUCUAUCCGCAGACGCGCGAAACACAGUCGAAAGCGAUACUACACGCAAAGGAGCGGCUGAGCGCAAAGACGCUGGCACGCAUUUCGAUCCUUUGCGUGGUGACUACAUGUUGCGCAAUGGAUGAGACAGAGCGGCACACACACGCCGGAGUGCACGAUACCUUUUACCGGGAGCGAGACGGGCAGUUGCAAACGCUCGAGCAAAGACUUCGCUACCAUAGUUUAGAGGAAUUGCUAGCGUUGGAGCAGCACAAAAAGGAAGGGAUUGAUGCGGAAUCACCCCAAGGCAGCGCACGAAUCUCUUACAACAUAAACGAACCACUGUUUUUGCGCCUGUGUGAGGUAGUAAGCUUCGACAAGCAUAUCCUGCCCGAUGGGAAUUAUUUUCUAGCCGAUGGAUUGGCAUGCAUCUGCGACGAUUUGGAGUUGUACCUGGAGAUGCUCAACAUUUUGCAGCUGCACGCCGCGUACGAUGAGCAGCAGUGCACCAGGAGCCCACUGUACAAAAAGGUUCUGCUCAAGUUCGACCUACUAAACGGUGGAUUUGAGCGGCUGUUGAAAAACGAUGCGGCCUCCACGCUAAAUCUCAUCAAAACCAGGAACCUUGCCGAGCGAUUGUUGGCCAUCUUUCGUGUCCCUUACCAUCCGUCGUCUGAAGGAGGGGAGGAUUCGCAGUGCGUGACCGUGUUGCAGCCGGAUAAACUGGCCACGGAAGAGCAAAUGCAGCGAUGUUUCCUCCACGUCGUAGCGGAAUAUCUGCAGUACGAAGGGCCAAGCCUGAACGAGGCUCACGAGCUGCUGGAUCGGUUGGAACUGAAUGUGUUCAGCAGUUUGGAUUUGUUCUAUCUGUUUGAUCUGUGUCGAAUACUGCUGGCGCAAACUUCCCAUGAGGUGGUGGCCGUAUGGGUACUGAGAAACCUGGUAGAUGUGUGCAAAAACCACUACACCAAUCCUGACAUUACGGAGCAGAUUAUCGAUCUGUACGGUGCUUUAACCGCCUUCGUGAGCCCGUACGAAGACAUGAUCCGCAACGUAACGAUCGUGCUGUACUCGUUCGUAAAACAGUGCGCCAAACACACGUACUCUACCGAGCUGCAGGUGAAGAUACUGGCGCAGGUGAAGUAUCUGCUCCGCGCUUACCCGCAGCACAUCCGUACGCCAACGCACGAGAGCAUCUACAACGGAUUGGUGCCGUUGCUGAGCAGCCCAAGCUAUCGCAUCAAGCUGGAAGCGGUCAGGAAUAUUCUGCACUUCAUGCAGCUCGAAUGGUCACAUCCUGACCUUUCUUCGGUUCCGUGCAGCUUUUACGAGUUUCAGCUGCAACUGUACGAUCAAAUUCAGUUCGAGGAGCUACUAGCGACCGACGGUGGGAUGGACAUGAACGAUGAGAGAAUGAACGUGAUUAGCGGCUGCCUUCAGCUGCUGUUGGGCAUCUUUCGCAUUAGCUUCAUGCUGCGUCGGCGCGCGUUGUGCGAUUUUGUGCUGCUCGUUCAGUUGGGAAGCGUAAACGAUGACAAAAUGGCAAACACCAUACGGCUUAUGCGCACCUCCAGCGAUAUCGACUUCUGCCAGCUGCUUCAAGCUAACCUGGACACCGUACUCGAGCUAUGGCUAACCAAAGGGAAUCGGUUGCUGCAUUUCCCGUUCCGUCUAGCGGGAAAGAUCGCCACGAUCGAAGAGUUUAUCCAACUGUUCAAGAAAAACAUUUCCUUCGUCAUACUCUGCAUGCAGCCGGAACGGUUCGAACAGUUCUGCAAAUCGAUUGGCGUACAGCAGGCAGAAAUGGUGAAGAGUAUACUGCCGAAAUGUGUUUCGUUCCUUCUGCCCAAGUACGCCAAAUGUGAAGGGAUGGCGCCCAAGUAUGAUGCAAUAGCUAGUCGGAUGCACAAAGCACUUGCCCCUAUAAUAAGCACGGUAGAUCUUAAAGAUUACGUGUCGGAAAUUAUCAAACACCUCACCCACCGAUUGAACGAUCACGUUGAGCUGGGCAAGCUGUUGGACCAGGACCUGCCAAGCUGCUUCGUUGCCGAUCUGUCGCUUAGCAAAGCCACUUACUCGACGGCGCUCGAGCACCUGAAACAGUCGGUAUGGGGAUCGCAAUCGUUCAAGUACACGCUGCUGAGCAAUUUGUGUUUUAAAAACAGCUCACCAAUUGAACGCACCCUAACGGAUGUCAAACGCUGGCUUUGGGCGGCUGAUGAACCGGAGCAGAAAAUGGUACAUCUCUUCCAGUACACGGUGUUUCUCGACCAUCUGAAAGAGUACAUCGGACAGCAGAAGGAACGCGCGUUCAAACCCUAUCUCGUGCGAGAUGUGGUGUAUUUCCUGUGCAACUUGUUGUCCUCCUUUCCCGCCCUACGACUUGCCACGCUCAACAGCUUCGGGCGGUUCCUGGAGCACGUGGUCGCAUCUAGCGAUGCGUGCGAGCUGCUCUCGGAACAUUUGCACUUCAUAGUGUCAUCAUUGCUGGAGGUGGAAAAUGUCGAUCCGGCAUCGGAGAUUUCUCAAAAAUCGCUAACUCUGCUACGGUUUCUGAUCUUACAACACUCUGCCGCGUUUGCGGGUGCGAUCGGUAAGCUGAAUUAUCUACCAAAGGACGAACGAUUCGAUCAGUUGCGGCUUGCUAUAUCGCGCCAAAAAACGAUCGGUCAUGAAAAUGUGCUGCCAAGGGAAGAAAUCGCGGCGCUGAUUGAGUUGCCCAAUUUAAGAUACGAAGAUUUGGCUGCGCUGAAGAUUGUGCUCACCACCAAAAAGAAAGAUCUAAAAUUAUUGUGCGAUGAGCUGAGCGAGCAAAGCGCAUCGUCGGGCGCUAAUGGGGAAAGCGUGCUUCAUCGGUUAGUCUACACUUUGCUGGAAGUUGUGCGCAGCUCCCCGUUCGACAAGCGAUCGAUGGAAGCUCUCCGAUGUUUGAGUGAAAUAGGACCGAUCGAUCUGGGAACAAUGCUGUUAAAAUCCGACGCAGAAAUGAUUGCUUACGAUACGAUCAACAACUCGAAGGAAGCAAUCGAACGAUGUGCUGCGGUGCUGCUGAGCGAAUUGAACGAGCUGAUAACGAACAGAAACGUUCCGGUUGCAAACUACGCCUCACUGAUUUGCUACAAAAUGCUGUACGGAAAAACAUUCCAUGCUUUGGCGGCCAAACUACCAACACUGCACCCAUUUUUGGGAACUUCUGCGGAAGAGAUCAAACUCUUCACUCGUACCACCGGACGCAGUUUGUCGUUGCGGCCAAUGCUUGCCAACGAACGGAUCGAGUACAGCGCUUUUGUGCAGCAGCUGUCAGCCGCGUUGCUGUCAUUUUUGGGAAAUACGAUGAUUAAAAAGCUGGCCGAACAGGAAACGACAUUCGUCGAGAAGCUUGUCCCUUUGCUGGUACAGAUAACGAUAAAGCAAUUCGAAGAGUCAAUCAUCGAUAGCAUGGGCAGCUUUAUUAAUGAGUUUUUCAACGAGUUCGCUGCCAUUCAAAAUGAGGUUCACAAUAUUUUCAAUGACCCGAAAGCUAUUCAACUGAUGCUUACCAUCGUGGAGUGUGUUCGGAUACAUAAUCAAUGCUUUCCACAGUACAAAAUUUCCGUUAACUAUCUACGAAUCGCACAAGCGUCUCAAUUCUGUCAGGCACACUUUAAAGCCAUCCUGUAUGGUGACCUCUGGUACCGGGAGGAAGAGGAGCAAGGCAAGCAUGAUGCCAAACGACACCCGGAACUGCAAAACAUAAUGAAAUCAUGCCAUUUGGCGAUCGGCGUAAACGAUGCAGUUAAAUCAUUCCUCAACCCAAUCCAGGAACGGAUGGAAUAUUACCGUCUAGAGCAGAAUUACGCCAGAUGCUUGGUUAUGCAAGAUGCAAGCACACCGUGGUCGCAAGAUACCGCCCUGGACAGUGCGGGCACACAGAAUGCCAUCUUGCAAACACUGAAAGACUCCUCACUGUACGGUUUGGCUAGAUCGUUACAUGUCGCACCGCAACAGAUUGAUUACGAGUGUGCCUGGCGGCUGUCCGACUGGAAUGUACUAUUCGACGCGGACGGCGGUGUUGGUCCCAAUGUCCCGAAGAGAGCACCGGCUGCCGGUUCGAGCGCGCUGCUCCUACAGUCGCGAUCCUUCGAGCGAGCGCAUUACAAAGCGCUCAAGUGUUUGCAGCUGCGCGAUGAACUCGCGGUGGAAAGUGCGAUCGUGGCAGCGCAGCGUGCCGUUAGCGAACUUUUCAAGCUUACCAGCAUCGAAUCCACCAAACACAUCUACCACGGGCUGUGCCGGUUGCGGAUGCUGCAGCAGAUCGAAGACUUCGGUGAGGUACACUUCUCCAGACAGAUCGACUGCGAGCAGGACCUGCUGAACCGGUGGAGGGAACAGGACGAGCUGCCGCACAGCGAGUUCACGCUGCUGGAAACGAUCCUUUCCCAGCGGCUGUCCAUCUUCAGCACGGCCGGGAUUCGUGCGAAACGUAAAUGGGUACCGCCGGCAGUGUACAGCACGCUGCUGCAGCAGAUCGAAGACUUCGGUGAGGUACACUUCUCCAGACAGAUCGACUGCGAGCAGGACCUGCUGAACCGGUGGAGGGAACAGGACGAGCUGCCGCACAGCGAGUUCACGCUGCUGGAAACGAUCCUUUCCCAGCGGCUGUCCAUCUUCAGCACGGCCGGGAUUCGUGCGAAACGUAAAUGGGUACCGCCGGCAGUGUACAGCACGCUGCUGCAGCAGAUCGAAGACUUCGGUGAGGUACACUUCUCCAGACAGAUCGACUGCGAGCAGGACCUGCUGAACCGGUGGAGGGAACAGGACGAGCUGCCGCACAGCGAGUUCACGCUGCUGGAAACGAUCCUUUCCCAGCGGCUGUCCAUCUUCAGCACGGCCGGGAUUCGUGCGAAACGUAAAUGGGUACCGCCGGCAGUGUACAGCACGCUGCUGCUGCUGAUCCACGAAUCGCGCCUGCGAGGCUUCGUGGACUGUGCGGUACGGAAUGUGGUGCUGAUCGGGAAGCAGGAGCUGCCGGCCAACGUGCAGUCGGUGGUGAUGCUGGAAAAUGCACAGCUCAAUUGGAGUGCCGGCCAGCCGGUGCUGGCGAAGGAGUUGGCGUGGGAAGUAAUGAACAGCGCCAAGUACACUGAUCCGAUGGUGAAGGGAGUGGCGUGUCGCCUUUACGGUGAGUUCCUUGCCGAAGGACACUCGCAGGAGAUCAAGUCGCUAUGCUCGGACUACUUUCAACAAGCGGAAAAAUAUGUCCAGUUUGUGCUGUCGCGACAGGCGGCGGCGACGGCUGCGGGUGGCGAACAGAAAACCUCGCCCGGGAACGUUCCCGCUAACCAUCGUUGCUUCGACGUGGAUCGUAACUUCACCGUGCAGCACACCGUCGCGAAGUACGCGGAUCGUGAAUUUGUGCGGCUCACCAAAUUCAUCCGCUCUCAGGAGUGGGAGGCACGGAAAACGAAUCUCGCCCGCAUGGAGGUCGAGCUGGUCCGCCUGAGGGAGGAAACGCAACGUGCCACCGAUCAGCGGCGCAAAGAUCUUGGCCGUUCGCUUCACUUUAUGCAGAAAAACUUGCAGCGCGACAAGAAAGCGGCCGAAGAGGUGGAACAGAAUCGCUGGGACUACUUGAAUCUGGCACUGUGCUAUUAUCUGAUGUACGCGAAACAGAGCACGAUCGUGAGCGACAUGGUGAUAUUUAGGAUCAUGUCGCUGUGGUUGAACAAUCAGGAAAAUACGAGCGCAAAGGAGUUGAUCGAAGAGUCGCUGCUUACCAUUCCUUCGUACAAGUUUAUUGCCGUUUUACCGCAGCUUACACCGCGCGUCGGGCUGGACAGUGGGGACGGUGCGCUGGUGCAGAAAGCUUUGAUAAGAUGCGCCCUGGACCAUCCCCAUCACACGCUUCCGUUUGUGUUUGCGCAGCUGCAUGCGUAUAAAGAUCAACCGGAUCACGAAACUCCCACCAACGAUAACCGUUUAAUGGGUGUGCGGGAGGUGUACAAAAAGCUGCGCAAAGAACCAACGCUCGAGCAAAUGUUGCACCAAACAGAGAGAAUGAAUCUCGCCCUGAUCGAGCUGGCCAACAAAACGCUCUCCAGCAGUCCCUCCUUCCGGGAGUACACCAUGACGAAACGUGAUCCGCUCGGGCAGCUGGAAAGCUUGGAUCUCAUCCACUGUCCAACGGUGGAGUUGCCCGUCCUAAAAACCGGCAACUAUCGCUCACACAUCGUAGGCAUCAGGCGGUGGGAUGCGAAGGUGAUCGGUGUCGGUGGAAUUAAUGCGCCGAAAAAGCUUGCCUGCCUUUGCCUGAACGGUACGAAACGGACGCAGCUGCUCAAGGGGAAGGAUGAUAUGCGCCAGGAUGCGGUAAUGCAGCAGGUGUUCGGUAUAAUGAACAUACUGCUGCGCCACGAUAAGGAAACGGCGCACCGGAAGCUGUCCGUGCGCACGUACAAGGUGGUACCGCUGUCGAGGCAAAGCGGCAUACUGGAAUGGUGCAACAACACGAUGCCGAUCGGUGCGUGGUUGCUUUCCGGGCAUGCCAAGUAUCGGCCGCAGGACCUGGAACCGACAGCGGCGCGAAAAAGUUUUCCAAUAACGCGGUGGCCGGCAUGACGUUGCCGAAGAAGCUGAAAAACUAUGAAGAAAUCUGUGACAAAAUUCGGCCCGUCUUUCGGCACUACUUUCUCGAGCAGUACCUGAAG
Messenger RNA from Anopheles merus, 7463 nucleotides. Its product is annotated as serine/threonine-protein kinase ATM-like. NCBI's taxonomy places the organism in Eukaryota, Metazoa, Arthropoda, Insecta, Diptera, Culicidae. Gene Ontology annotation, biological process: DNA damage response. Gene Ontology annotation, molecular function: protein serine/threonine kinase activity; protein binding. The record is from RefSeq and is a predicted model, not a curated record. Bases 1 to 7374 code for a protein of 2457 amino acids. The transcript is spliced from 17 exons.